AUGUCUUCUUCGGAACCUCACUCAUUGCCAUCUACCAGCAAUACAACAAGAACUCGCCAAAAAGUACCUCUUCCAAGUGGUUUUGGUUUAAUGCAUUGGUCCAGACAAGCCAUGAAAAUGCCCACAACUACUCAAAACAAAACUAAACAAAUAACAAACAGUGAAAUUGUAAAACACAAUACCAGAUCAGAUGCUUGGGUAAUUUUACGAGGAUAUGUUUAUGAUAUAACAGAUUUUUUACUACAUCACCCAGGAGGGGUUGAUAUUUUGGAUGAAAUUUUAGGAAAAGAUUGCACCAAGUUGUUUGAUGAAUAUCAUGCUUUCGUAAAUUCUGAUUUCAUAUUAGAAAAGUAA
Naegleria gruberi is the source of this 354-nucleotide messenger RNA. RefSeq lists its product as uncharacterized. Bases 1 to 354 code for a protein of 117 amino acids. The transcript has a single exon. The record is from RefSeq and is a predicted model, not a curated record. NCBI's taxonomy places the organism in Eukaryota, Heterolobosea, Eutetramitea, Acrasida, Naegleriidae. Gene Ontology annotation, molecular function: heme binding.